This is a messenger RNA of Saccostrea cuccullata (small rock oyster), 2279 nucleotides long. Its product is annotated as heat shock 70 kDa protein 12A-like. The transcript is spliced from 5 exons. Gene Ontology annotation, molecular function: ATP-dependent protein folding chaperone; ATP binding. Lineage: Eukaryota; Metazoa; Mollusca; Bivalvia; Ostreida; Ostreidae. The coding region runs from base 223 to 2163 and encodes 646 amino acids. The record is from RefSeq and is a predicted model, not a curated record.
UAGUGUUUUCAUCGAAUAUAACAUUUAUUGUCUCUACGUAGAUUCUACUCUUUUUUUCUAUUCACAGAGUUAAGAUAUGAUAUCUGAAAAUAAAAUGUUUCGUUGAGUCAUCAAGCAAGGGGCGUAAUGGAAACUUUUAUUUCAGGUGACAUACAUAUUUUACACAGGUAAAUAAUAAAGAACUACUUUCGGUUUAGUAUACUUAUUUACGCUGUUAAGGUAAUGGGUAACAAACCCAUAAAACAGCGAUGGACAGAAACCAAAAAGAGACUAAAUACCACGCGUCCUCGAUCUACACAAUCCACCAAUUACGAAAACACACCUGUAAAUCCAAAACCAGGUGACGAGGGGGAAUAUACCACGUUGGCACCUGGGGGUACCUACGAAGAAAUUCGAAACUUGAGGGUCAGGCACGAGUUAUUCGUAGUGGCUUUAGAUAUCGGCACCUCGUCUUCGGGCUACGCGAUUUCGGUUUACGACGAAUACAAACGAGACCCUCUACAAAUCAGUACCUUCAGUUGGAGAUCCAGGACGGAUGGCUUCCAGCACUUCAAGACUUUGUCUGCUGUUCUGUUGAAUCCGGACGGAGAGCUUCACAGUAUUGGUUACGAUGCUGAGUAUCAUUAUAUCAAUUUCUUGUCAGAGGACGAACGCCAGGAAUGGUUCUACUUCCAACACUUCAAAAUGAGGCUGUAUGAUCAGAAGAUUUCUAGAGAUCUUGUUCUACACGAUGUGAAAGGAAAGCCGCAAAAAGCGUUGAAGAUAUUUUCUUCCAUCAUCAAAGGCUUAAAGGACGAUUUUACAACAAGAUUGAAGGAAAGAAUAAGUAAUUUUGGAGGAGACUCUAUUGACGAAGACAUCCAUUGGGUGAUCACUGUUCCUGCAAUAUGGGACGAAAAAGCCAAACAAUUUAUGAGAGUUGCAGCACAAAAGGCUGGAAUUUUAAACGAUAAGCUGUCAAUUGCAUUGGAACCGGAAGCAGCAGCUCUCUAUUGCCGUUACCUUCCGGUUGAGAGACUCACCAGACCGGAAGACUUGGACGGAAAAUCCAAACUAAAGACAUUCUCCCCCGGUGCAAAGUAUCUUAUUGUUGAUCUAGGAGGUGGAACGGUGGACAUUACAGCACACGAGAUUUUACCUAACGGGGCUCUACAGGAAGUCAUGGCGGCCUCUGGUGGCAACUGGGGUUCCUUGGCAAUCAAUGAAGAAUUCGUGAAGUAUUUAGAGAAUCUGACUGUACCCGGAAUUACGGAGAUCAUUAGGCGAGAGCAUCCCGAUGAUUUACUCUCGUUCAUGUCUGCUUUUGAGAACAAGAAAAGAGUUUUCUCAAAAGAAGAUGAACGGGUAAUUCUUCAGGUUCCUCAAUCCUUUCGCGAUAUAAUGAGUGAAAAACUUGGCAAGUCGCCAGAAAGUCAUGUAGAAGAAAUUAAUAAAACACAGGAAGUGAAAUUUCAGCGGGAUAAAAUGUAUAUUUACAACGAAGCUUUCACCAAUUUACUGAAAGGAACAAUUGAGAAAAUUAUUUUACAUGUACUUGCAAUAUUAGAAUCACAUCAUCUUCAUGUGGAAAGUAUAGUUCUAGUUGGUGGGUUUGCAGAAAGCGAUCUUUUGAAAUCGACGUUCAGAACGUCAUUUCCGGAUACUAGAAUAAUAGUACCGGAAGACCCUGUUCUUGCAGUGCUUAAAGGUGCCGUUUUAUUCGGAAGAAAUCCUCAAGUUCUGCAGGCGCGUGUCUGCCGUUACACAUACGGUGUUUGCACAACAGUUGAUUUUGACGAAACACGUUUUCCUCCAGACAAAAAGAUUGUUUUGGGUGGUAACGCGCUUGCAAAAGACAUUUUUAACAUUCAUAUUCGAGCGAAUGAGACUGUUCACGUUGGACAGCGGGGUACUCCGAAGAGGUACUUCUUAAACAGAGCCGACCAAGAACAAUUAGAUCUUGAAAUUUUUGCCACGAAGAAUAGCAAUCCUAAGUAUGUUACUGAGGAAGGGGUUGUUUCUUUGGGUUUGCUAGUCAUCAUGGUUCCAAAGGCUCAAACACAGUGCAACGACAAAAGACAUUUUCUCGUGAGUUUCCUACUGGAUGGAACGGAAAUGGAGGUUGAAGCCGUUGAUUCUGUGACAAAUGAAACAACUGGGGUUAAGUUUGAUUUCAUUGGUUGAAAAUUGUUACCUGCCAGGGUAUUAUAUUUUAUCUGUCCAAUGUCCAUGAAUGUCACAUAAUACUCCUGUUUUUUUGCUUGUACAAAUAAAGUGCCAUAUUUAUAGCUUGAUAUUUU